AUGGAAUCUAUCCUAUCUGCCCAUGAAAUCGGUGAAGGACUUCCCGUUUUGAUCAUUCAUGGAUGGAAGAUGGAGGCCAGAGUCGAGGAGUUGGACUUUGAGCCGAUAUUCAGCACAAUACCGGGACUUCGCCGGAUUUACGUGGACCUUCCAGGCAUGGGCACAACACCUGCAAAGAACGUCAAGGAUCUGGACGAUAUAUACCUUCGCCUGGUGCAGUUCAUUGAUUCUCGACUUGGCAAGUCAAGAUUCUUACUUGUCGGCUCAUCGUGUGGCGGCUACCUUGCACGUGCGAUAGCUCAAAAAUAUAGUAACCAAGUCGAUGGUCUCCUGUUACGCGUGCCGCUUAUAGAGCCAAAGGACAGCAUGCGCGAUCUCGAUGCUUUCAAGCCUUUGGUUGCAAAUGAGCAACUUAUGUCGGACAUGUCGGCCGAAGACAAGACACUUCUUGGCGACGUUCUUGUUCAAACGCCUGCUUACGUUAAGACUCUGAAGGCGAAAUACGACGAGGUUUACCUGCCAGCGGAGAAGAAAGCAGACAGCCAGGUGUUAGAUCCGAUCCGAGCAGAUCCACAUCGAUAUCAGUUAUCUUUUUCGGUGGACAAUGAAGGUGCCAAGUUUUUUGCACCCACGCUUAUUAUAUGUGGUCGGCAAGAUGAGAGCGUUGGCUAUCGAGACAGCCUUCGCUUGCUGGAGCUUUAUCCACGAUCAACCUAUGUUGUUCUAGACCGUGGGACGCAUGGCCUUCCUAUCGACGAGACUAGUGUUUUUGAAGCCCUUGUUCGUGACUGGAUAAAUCGGGUUAAUGAAUGGCGGGGUCGCACGGACAGAGAAGUGUAG
Molecule: messenger RNA, 840 nt
Organism: Aspergillus fumigatus Af293
Lineage: Eukaryota; Fungi; Ascomycota; Eurotiomycetes; Eurotiales; Aspergillaceae
Source: RefSeq, a predicted model, not a curated record